Molecule: messenger RNA, 841 nt
Organism: Cimex lectularius (bed bug)
Lineage: Eukaryota; Metazoa; Arthropoda; Insecta; Hemiptera; Cimicidae
Gene: EMC5
Product: membrane magnesium transporter 1
Exons: 3
Coding region: 102-446 (114 amino acids)
Cellular component (GO): EMC complex; plasma membrane; early endosome
Source: RefSeq, a predicted model, not a curated record
GGGGCUACCUUUCUGGAGGUUUCUAAACUGAUCACGGCUUAUUUCUCCUCAUUUUUAUUAUUUUUUUAUUUCUUUCUUACUUGGAAUGGUAAACAUUUGAGAUGACAAAAAACUGUCAUAAAACAAUUACCUUUGUGGGUCUGUUCUUUUUAUUUCACGCGGCCUAUUCGGCAGCUCAGCACCGAAGCUACCUCAGAAUAACUGGGCAAGAAUUCACAUCAUUGCCAUUGGAUAUUCUUUUACAAGGUAUAGUCAGCCUGUUCAUAACCAUGUAUGGCGUGAUGUACAUUGCCGGUGAAUUCAAGGAGAUAAGGGCGACUGUCGAGUUACAAGCCAAAUCCUGGGAGACACAAAGGAACCUCCCAUCAUUCUAUAUCUUCAAUCACAGAGGAAGAGUUCUUUCUCCGGCUUAUAUACCUUCCCUUGAUGACAACUAUCUUUCAUAACAGUAACAGGUGUCAAUGGACCUUGAUUUUUAUAUAAAAUAUUUAAAAAAAUGUAAAUAAAACAUGAAGUUUUGAGUGUAUUAUUGAUGUUACAUGAAUUGUUUAGUUUAAUUAUCUCUGUUGUUUCUUUGUUUUGUUCUAUUUGUUCUUUUUUUUUCUUAUAUAAAAUUUGUAAUUUAGUAGAGUCCAUAAUUUCAAAAGACUAAAUAUUUAUAAAUAUAUUAGAUUGUAUUGUUUCACUGUAACAGUCAGAGAGCAUUCCCUGUUCACACCAAAGACAAAAAGUAUUGUUUAAUUUUUUAUUUAAUUUACAAUAAAUGAAAACAUAAACACGUUUUGGUCUUAAAGGUAAAAUUGAAUAUCAAAUUUAAGAUACAAUAAAUUUGUUUAAUUGA